UGGGCUUCGCUCUCCUCCGCCCCUGGCGUGCCCUCCCCGUCGCUCUGACAUCGGCUCUAUUUCCACUUCUCCCAUGGCCGGGGAGGGAGCAGGCCGCAGCUAAUCUACCCAGCUCCGUUUUCUCAAAGGAAAAGGUCUUGUCCUCUCCAGCACUGGAUUUCUGGCACGGAUCUAGACAGUCGGCCGGGUCAGGGUUCCCCGCAAGAGCGCCGAGAGAGCCGUUUGGUCCACUCCAGUGGGGUGUUCCAUCCCUGGCGUCGUUUCAUGCAAACGCCUCCCUAAUUUCCACAAUGCUCCUCUACGGUUUCCAAAGAGGUGGAGCCGCUGCUUAGUUCCCGUUCCAGCGAUCGGUUUCCGUUGCUACAGCGCAAUAUCACGUCGUCCGUGGCAGACAGGCCACGGGAAGAUGAGUGCCAACAGCACCCUCCUGGACCGGAUCAUUUUCCACCCAACUCUGUGCGACCAAUGGAAGUUCUUUUCCGAAGGAGCGACCUACCACCUGGGCGGCUGCAUCUUCCUCCUGGGAUUCAUGGGAGGCAGCGGCACCUACGGCACCAUCUACAUCUUCGGCUUCAUGGCCACCGGCUUCCUCUGCUGGGCACUCUGGGGGUGGCUGGACGCCUGCGGAGUCGACAUCUUCACCUGGAACCUGCUCCUGGUGCUGAUCUGCGCGCUCCAGCUAGCACACCUUGUCUACCAGCUCCGGAAGGACACGGUGUCUGAAGACUUCCAGCAGCUCUACAAGCAAGUGUGUCAACCGCUCCAGGUGCCCCUCCAGGUGUACAAAGAGAUUGUCAAGUGCUGCGAGGAGCGGGUGCUGCCCUUGGCCAGAGACCAGACCUACGCCGUGGAGGGCAAGACGGCCAUCGAUCGCCUGUCCCUCUUGCUGUCGGGCAGGGUCAGAGUAAGCCAGGACGGGCAGUUUCUGCACUACAUCUUCCCGUAUCAGUUCCUGGAUUCUCCAGAGUGGGAAUCGCUGCGGCCGUCUGAAGAAGGAACAUUUCAGGUCACCUUGACAGCCGAGACGGACUGCAGCUUCGUCACUUGGCCGCGGAGGCAGCUCUACUCGUUGCUGGCCAGAGAGCGUUACAUCGCCCGUCUCUUCUCGGUCCUCCUCGGCUACGACAUCUCCGAGAAGCUGUACGCCUUGAACGAAAAGCUUUUCGCCAAGUUCGGCCUCCGCUUCGACAUCCGUCUGCCCAGCCUCUACCACGUCCUGGGGCCCGCCUCUUCAGACGCCGAGGUGGAGCAAGAGCCAGCUGAGCCCGAGGAGCCGCCCGUGCCCUCACGCCCGCCGACCUUUGUCCAGACAGCCUCCCCGGCCUCUGGCGCACCUCCUCCCACUGCCCCCCCGGCCCUUGUCAGGAAACCUCGGCCUGACAGUGACCUGUCCGCCUCCGGAAGCCUCCCAAGAAACAAUCGCCAGGCCCUCGCCAAAGGGCGAGCCCCGCUGGCUCCCACUCAGACCCCAGAACUCUAGGGAAUGACCACUUGGGACUGCAAAGGCCGCCCCCGCACAACCAGUCGCCCAUGUCUGAUCCAAACAGUGUUCAUUAUUCGUGUGUCAGUGUGUGCGUUUCACAGACACCUGCAUGACACUCUUUGAAGCACCUGCAUGAGACCGGCGUGUGUUGGUAGGACACCUUCCCACAGCUUGUGGAUCGGCACCGGCUUUCUCGGCGAGUCUGUAUUCUCGAACACUUGGCACGGGGUUCUGUCAUUAAACGUCGUGGAAAGACAAUGGUGUAGCUAGUCAAAGGUCCUGGCUCUCUGCUCAGGGCCUGUCAGUUCAGCGUUUCCCAAACUGUGGCCUGGGAGGGUACUCUUGGGGGGGGGGGUUGUCCGUGAAAUCUGUCUGAGCAUCUCACCUGAACGGGGCUGACCAUCUAACUGGAAAAGAUGCUCACCUUUAGGGCUCUGUCUGCUGCGGUAGACAGUGGCAGUCACUGAGCAGAAAUGUGGAAGACACUGGCCAAGAUGGCCGCUAUGGCCUCGGACCUCUCACGAGAGGGACGGAGACCGCCACAGGUCAUGUGUGUCUUGUUGGGAACACUUUUGAAAGGGCCAGGAAGAAGCGGAGGUUGGCCAUGUCCUGCCUCCUGGAUGGAGAAGUGCCUGUGGAGGCAGCGAGGGGGAGAAAGGGGCUCCAUUUCUGAGGCAAAGGGGCUUUCCGGUGAACGGCCGGCACCAGCAAGGGAGGAGUGUGGGGAGGGGCUUUAGGGGUCUGUGGAAACGUUCAAAUCAAAAUGGAAGGCAUUGGGUUGCUAGCAUUGGAGAAAUCGGUAGUAGUUCUCCCUUCAUGAAACAGCACACACAGGCAUGCAAAAAUAAAAUAUCUCCACAUCUCCUGUUUCACUGGAUGAAAGAGAAUUGGGCACAUCAUGGCUACUGCAGAUUGCAUGUUGUGGGGGUAAUACUUAGAAGCAGGGGUCAUUUCCUGCAGGAGCGCACAGGAACGGAGCUCCGGCAGUAAAGAUCCC
This is a messenger RNA of Gekko japonicus, 2480 nucleotides long. It is a transcript of the gene POPDC2, whose product is annotated as popeye domain containing 2. The record is from RefSeq and is a predicted model, not a curated record. NCBI's taxonomy places the organism in Eukaryota, Metazoa, Chordata, Lepidosauria, Squamata, Gekkonidae. The transcript is spliced from 4 exons. Bases 407 to 1480 code for a protein of 357 amino acids. Gene Ontology annotation, molecular function: cAMP binding. Gene Ontology annotation, cellular component: sarcolemma.